Messenger RNA from Cyclopterus lumpus (lumpfish), 7436 nucleotides. RefSeq names its product chromodomain helicase DNA binding protein 4b (gene chd4b). Bases 446 to 6382 code for a protein of 1978 amino acids. Lineage: Eukaryota; Metazoa; Chordata; Actinopteri; Perciformes; Cyclopteridae. Gene Ontology annotation, molecular function: DNA binding; ATP binding; ATP hydrolysis activity. The transcript has 40 exons. Gene Ontology annotation, cellular component: chromatin; NuRD complex; nucleus. Gene Ontology annotation, biological process: chromatin remodeling; negative regulation of transcription by RNA polymerase II. The record is from RefSeq and is a predicted model, not a curated record.
UGUGGGAGGGGGGGAUUAUUAUGGGAUGUCUGGCCCUUUGUGUGUUUGUGAGGAUGUUAGCUAAGCUCUGCCUGUGAGGUUGGGGGAGAGAAGAGGGGAGCAACGUGUUCUGGGUCAUUGACGGAUCCUUUUUUUUUUUUUAUUCCGCUGAUCAUUGAUUCAGCCGGGUUUCACGAAUGAGCGCAAAAUGACAACAACUGCCGCACAAACAGCCUGACUUCAUUGUAGCGCCGAGAGAGAGAGAGAGAGAGAGCGAGAGAGAGCACACCUCGACCCGGGACUAAGCUCACUCACCACACCCCCACCGCCCCCUCCCUUCCUGGACACCCCCCGGUCCAUUCUCCAACAGUCCCACGUCAUUUUCCCUCCUCCCUCGCCGACCGAGGAGCAAGGUUUAGGAGGGAUUAAUUCGACAAGCAAGACGUACAAUUAAAACGCUGCCAACAUGUCGGGCAGCGAGGAUGAGAGGGAGGACUUCGGAGCCGCGGACGAGCCCUCACUUCUUCACGGUGAGGAGGACGAGCUCGCGGAUGCUGUGUCUGACGUGGAGGAGGCUCCCAAGACGAAGAAGAAGAAGAAAGCCAAGAAGAGCAGCCGAGAGAGCAGGAGCAGCAAGAGGCAGAGGCCCGUCAGAGAGGAGUUGCCAGUCAGCUCCCCAGAGCACCUGAUUGGAGUACAAGCAGCAGAUAGAGAUGCAGAAGAGGGAGGUGUGCGGUCAGCGAGUGAAGGAAGUGAUUAUGCCCCCGGGAAGAAGAAGAAGAAACGUUCCAGCAAUGCCAAAGAUAAGAAGAAGGGAAGUGCGGCAGCAGAGAAAGGAGCCUCAUCCAGCUCAAAGAGCAGACGUAAAGAUCCAGAACCAGAAGAUGAUGAUGACGAUGACGACGAUUGCCAGCCUAAAAGCUCCACCCAGCUGUUGGAGACCUGGGGCAUGAAAGACAUUGACCACGUCUUUACUCAGGAAGACUACAGCUCCCUCACCAACUACAAGGCCUUCAGCCAGUUCGUCAGGCCUUUAAUUGCAGCUAAGAACCCCAAAAUCGCUGUGUCCAAGAUGAUGACCUUAAUGAUGGCUAAAUGGAGAGAAUUCAGCACCAACAACCCUCUCAAGGGAUCCGCCACUGCCAAUGCAGCCCUAGCAGCUGCCAAUGUGGCUGCAGCUGUGGAGAACAUGGUGGUGGCAGGAACAGACGGAGGGCCAGAGACCAGUGCGGCCGCUUCACCUGCUCCUGCUCCGGCCAUUGCUCCGACACCUGCUGCAGCGCCGGCACCUCCACUCCGCAAGGCCAAAACCAAAGAGGGGAAAGGUCCCAAUGCUCGCAAGAAGUCAAAGCCCGCAUCUAAGCCUGCGCUGAAGCCCAAACCUAAGAAGGUGGCUCCACUAAAAAUCAAACUAGGCAGCCUCAACAGCAAGAGGAAGCGCUCUUCAAGCGACGAAGAUGAACCCGAGGUAGAGAGUGACAUUGAAGACGGGAGUUUCUCGGUGUCGGAUGGCUCCAACCGCAGCAACCGUCCUAAGAAGAAACCCAAGAGUGCGAAGAAAAAGAAGAAAGUGGAAACGGAGGACGGCGAUGGCUACGAGACAGACCACCAGGACUACUGUGAGGUGUGCCAGCAGGGAGGAGAGAUCAUUUUGUGUGACACCUGUCCCCGAGCUUAUCACAUGGUCUGCCUGGACCCUGACAUGGAAAAGGCCCCUGAGGGCAAGUGGAGCUGCCCACACUGUGAGAAGGAGGGGAUCCAGUGGGAGGCCAGAGAUGAGCUCUCUGAGGUCGAAGGGGAGGAAGAAGAAGACAGGAGGGAUGAAGGGGUGGAGGAGGAAGACGACCACCACAUUGAGUUCUGCCGGGUGUGCAAGGACGGAGGGGAGCUGCUUUGCUGUGACACCUGCCCCUCCUCCUACCACAUCCACUGCCUCAACCCUCCUCUCCCUGAAAUUCCCAAUGGAGAAUGGAUCUGCCCCCGCUGCAAGUGUCCACAUAUGAAGGGCAAGGUCCAGAAGUUAAUAACAUGGCGGUGGGGGGAGCCGCCGGCCCCCACGCCUGUCCCUCGACCUGCUGAUCUCCCUGCUGAUGCUUCUGAUCCCCAGCCGCUGGCAGGCCGCAGGGAAAGGGAGUUCUUUGUCAAAUGGUGCAACAUGUCUUACUGGCACUGCUCCUGGGUGCUGGAGCUACAGUUGGAGCUUAACUGCCAGGUGAUGUUCCGCAACUACCAGAGGAAGACCGACAUGGACGAGCCGCCGCCUGUGGAUUUUGGUGGUGAGGGUGAUGAAAACAAAAGCACCAAGAGGAAGAACAAGGAUCCUCUAUUUAUCCACAUGGAGGCAGAGUUUUACCGCUAUGGAAUCAAAAUGGAGUGGAUGAUGAUCCACCGCAUCAUCAACCACACUGUUGAUAAAAAGAACAACAUACAUUACUUGAUCAAAUGGAGAGAUCUGGCCUAUGACCAGGCAACCUGGGAGUGUGAAGACAUGGACAUCCCAGAGUUUGAUACCUACAAACAGACAUACUGGAAUCACAGAGAGUUGAUGAUGGGUGAUGAGGGCAGACCUCUUAAGAAGCUGAAGAAGACAGUCAAAAUCAAGAAGGCAGAGCGUCCCCCUGCUAAUCCAGUUGUGGAUCCUACCAUCAAGUUUGAUCGUCAGCCUGACUACCUGGAGAGCACUGGAGGCACCCUGCAUCCAUACCAGCUGGAGGGGCUCAACUGGCUGAGGUUCUCUUGGGCUCAGGCCACAGACACAAUCCUGGCCGAUGAGAUGGGUUUAGGAAAGACCGUACAGACUGCAGUCUUCCUCUACUCAUUGUACAAGGAGGGUCACUCCAAAGGUCCCUUCCUGGUUAGUGCUCCCCUUUCCACCAUCAUUAACUGGGAGAGGGAGUUUGAGAUGUGGGCCCCUGACAUGUACGUGGUGACAUACGUAGGGGAUAAAGACAGCAGGGCUGUCAUCAGGGAGAACGAGUUCUCCUUUGAGGGAAAUGCCAUCCGAGGUGGGAAAAAAGCUUCCAAGAUGAAGAAAGAUUCAACAGUCAAGUUCCACGUCCUGCUGACAUCUUAUGAGUUGAUUACCAUCGACCAGGCUGUGCUGGGCUCCAUUGAAUGGGCCUGUCUGGUAGUGGACGAGGCUCACAGGCUCAAAAACAACCAGUCUAAGUUCUUCCGGAUUUUGAACAACUAUCCGCUGCAACACAAGCUGCUGCUUACUGGCACUCCUCUUCAGAACAACCUGGAGGAGCUCUUCCACUUGCUCAACUUCUUGACGCCAGUGAGAUUCAACAACCUGGAAGGGUUCUUGGAGGAGUUUGCAGACAUUGCCAAAGAGGACCAGAUCAAGAAGCUCCAUGACAUGCUGGGACCACACAUGCUCAGAAGGCUGAAGGCUGAUGUUUUCAAACACAUGCCUUCAAAGACUGAGCUCAUUGUUAGAGUGGAGCUGAGCCCCAUGCAGAAGAAAUACUACAAGUUCAUCCUAACACGUAACUUUGAUGCCCUGAACACUCGUGGAGGAGGAAACCAAGUGUCUCUGCUCAACGUGGUGAUGGACCUGAAAAAGUGCUGCAAUCACCCCUACCUCUUUCCUGCAGCUGCCACAGAGGCACCAAAACUUCCGAAUGGCAUGUAUGAGGGCAAUGCUCUGACCAAGUCUUCAGGCAAACUGACGCUGCUCCAGAAGAUGAUGAGGAAGCUGAAGAACGGAGGCCACAGGGUUUUGGUCUUCUCCCAGAUGACUAAAAUGCUGGACCUGCUGGAGGACUUCCUGGAGAACGAAGGAUACAAAUAUGAGAGAAUUGAUGGCGGAGUUACCGGCAGCUUAAGACAGGAGGCCAUUGACCGCUUUAAUGCUCCGGGUGCUCCCCAGUUUGCUUUCCUCCUCUCUACCAGAGCUGGGGGUUUGGGCAUUAAUCUUGCUUCUGCUGACACCGUCGUCAUCUACGACUCUGACUGGAACCCUCACAAUGACAUCCAGGCGUUCAGCAGAGCUCACCGUAUUGGCCAGAACAGGAAAGUGAUGAUUUAUCGCUUCGUUACCAAAGCUUCUGUGGAGGAGAGGAUCACGCAGGUCGCAAAGAAGAAGAUGAUGCUCACUCACCUGGUGGUGCGACCCGGUCUCGGCUCCAAGACGGGCUCCAUGUCCAAACAGGAGCUCGACGACAUCCUCAAGUUUGGAACUGAAGAGUUGUUUAAGUAUGAACUUGGAGAGGGGGACAACAAGGAGGACGACAGCAGUGUGAUCCACUACGACGACCACGCAAUUGACGGCUUGCUAGACAGGAACCGGGAUGCUACAGAUGACACUGAGCUCCAGAGCAUGAACGAAUACCUCAGCUCCUUCAAAGUGGCCCAGUAUGUGGUCAAAGAUGAAGAAGAUGAGGAGGAGGAAGUGGAAAGAGAAGUGAUCAAGCAGGAGGAAAGUGUCGAUCCUGACUACUGGGAGAAGCUGCUGCGUCACCACUACGAGCAGCAGCAGGAAGACCUGGCCCGAAAUCUAGGCAAAGGCAAAAGAACUCGAAAGCCAGUCAACUACAAUGACGGCUCCCAGGAGGACCGAGGUAUAAGACAAGACUGGCAGGAGGAUCAGUCGGACAACCAGUCUGAUUACUCGGUGGCCUCGGAGGAGGGCGACGAGGACUUUGAUGAACGGGCUGAAGCAAAUGCCCGCAGACCGAGCCGCAAAGGGCUGAGGAACGAUCGGGACAAACCUCUGCCUCCAUUGUUGGCCCGAGUGGGCGGGAACAUCGAGGUUUUGGGCUUCAAUGCUCGGCAGAGGAAGGCUUUCCUAAAUGCAGUGAUGCGUUAUGGGAUGCCUCCCCAGGAUGCUUUCACCAACCAGUGGCUCGUCAGGGACCUCCGUGGGAAGUCUGAGAAAGAAUUCAAGGCCUAUGUGUCUUUGUUCAUGCGUCACCUUUGUGAGCCGGGGGCAGACGGCGCUGAGACCUUUGCAGACGGCGUCCCACGUGAGGGUCUGUCAAGGCAGCAUGUGCUCACCCGUAUUGGUGUGAUGUCACUGAUAAGGAAAAAGGUGCAGGAGUUUGAGCAUGUGAACGGUCAGUGGUCGAUGCCCUGGAUGGCCGAGCUGGAGGAGAACAAAAGGGCCGCAGCUUUGGCUGCAGGUGAAGACCCAAAGACUCCUUCUACUGGGACCCCAGCAGACACACAGCCCAACACUCCUGUGCCAGAAGAUUUGUCUAAAUCAGAGGAUAAGGAAGACAUGAAGAAGGAGGUUGAGGAUGGCAAAGGAGCCAAAAAGAAGGAUGAUCCAGAAAUUAUCGAAAUCCCAGAUGAGUCUGAAAAAUCCCCCGUUCUCGAAAAGAAAGAAGAGGUGGUAGACUCCGCUGCCCUAGGGAAGGAGGAGAAGGAGACGGCAAAAGGAAAUGAUGAAGGCAAGGACAAGGAGGCGGAUGAUACAAGCAAGGAGAAAGAAGAGAAGGACAAGGCUUCAGAGACGGAGAAGGAAACUCCUGCUGAGGUCAAGGGAGAAGUUUUGGAGAGCAAGAUGGAUUCAGAGGAGGUCAAGUCUAAAGCUGAGGAAGGAAAAGAUGAGAAGAUGGACAGCAGUUUGUCUCCAGAGGAGAAGAAAGAGCAAAAAGAGGAGAAGGACGCUGUAAAAACAGACGAGUCUGUCAAACUGCAGAACGGAGAGAACGCCAAAGAAGGAGCAGCAGCUGCUGCGCCGGUGGUUAAUGUCAGCGAGGAGAAGAAGAAAGCCACCAAGCAGAGGUUCAUGUUCAACAUUGCUGACGGAGGAUUCACAGAGCUUCACUCUCUGUGGCAGAAUGAAGAGCGGGCGGCCACCGUCACCAAGAAGACUUUUGAGAUUUGGCACCGUCGCCAUGACUACUGGCUGCUGGCUGGAAUCAUACAACACGGCUACGCUCGUUGGCAGGAUGUGCAAAAUGAUGUGAGGUUUGCCAUCCUCAAUGAGCCCUUCAAAGGGGAGAUGAGCAGAGGAAACUUCCUGGAGAUCAAGAACAAGUUUCUGGCCCGGAGGUUCAAGUUACUGGAGCAGGCGUUGGUGAUUGAGGAGCAGUUGCGCAGGGCGGCUUACUUGAACAUGACAGAGGACCCAGCCCACCCCUCCAUGGCCCUCAACACUCGCUUCAGUGAGGUGGAGUGCCUCGCAGAGUCCCACCAGCACCUCAGCAAGGAGUCCAUGUCUGGAAACAAACCUGCCAAUGCAGUUCUGCAUAAAGUUCUCAAACAGCUUGAGGAACUGCUGAGUGACAUGAAGGCCGACGUGACGCGUCUCCCGGCAACCAUCGCCAGGAUACCCCCCGUCGCCGUUCGGCUGCAAAUGUCCGAGAGGAACAUCCUCAGCCGACUGGCCAGCCGGGGCCCCGACCUCACCGUUCAGAACCAGACCUCGCAGCAGACGCAGGGGCCGCGUUGACCAAUCACCUCGCUCUAUUUCACUCUCACUGACUCAGGCUAGUCGCCCUCACCGCCAUGUAGCAGACGUCCCUUUCAACCACCAUGUACAGCACAGCGAGGUUAGUCCUCCUCCUUCUGCCCCCACAACCCAUUUCUGGACUCAGAAGGGCAUCAGCUAUGCUGCUGGACUUUGAUUUGAGAAGACUGGAACUGCAGAUGCAAGAUGGGAGCGAAUGGAAACGAGUCUUUCUCCUCCACUGGGAUUCAGAUGUAACUCCUGUAACCUGAGCACUGUUGUUGUGACUGAACGGUGGGCAGCGCCGCUGACCUAUCCUGUUCUGUCGUUGCAACGGGGUCAAACAUGUGUAUGUAACUGUAUGUAACAUGAAGAAGCUAGACGGGAGAAAAAGCAGCAUGCUCGGCGUAUACAGGUGCUUUGUAGUCAUUUUUGAAUUAUUGAAGAAGUCGAGGGAUUUUAUUGUGCCCAAUUUCACCUUUAGAAAAUUGUGAUUUCUUUUUAAGUCCAUCAACUCUAAUGUCUCCACCUGUGUGUGUGUGUGUGUGUGUGUGUGUAGAGAGAGAGAGAGAGAGAGAGAGAGUGUGUGUGUGUGUGUUUCCUGUAUGUAUGUAUGUAUGUAUGUAUAAAACAGGGCAUAUUAAUGUGCACCUCUACUGCAGAAUGCCCCCGACGCUGAGACUGUUACUGUCAUUUUUCUAUCAGUCACUCAGUCGUGUUACCUCUUCAUGUGUCCUUCCCCUCCAUCCAAAACCGCCACCCCUCUACGUCAGGUGACCCAAUCCAGGAUCGGCUCUCUGUGCUCAAGCCCCAACCAACACCUCGACAUUCCUAACUGCACCACAGAUUUACUCCCUGGAAACUCCCGAAAUACGGGCAUGCAAUAGCUACACAGCUUUUAGGUACAUGGGAUGGUUUUUGAGAACGAUUAAUUUAAUUUCUUACUGUAUAUUGUUCUGUUGUUUUACAUUAUUGAAUAUUAUUAUUAUGGUUACCACCUUGUUGUUUCUAUCAUUGACGUUUUGUUUUUAUGAACUACAAUAAAAAGUCAACAGCU